Messenger RNA from Iphiclides podalirius (scarce swallowtail), 360 nucleotides. NCBI's taxonomy places the organism in Eukaryota, Metazoa, Arthropoda, Insecta, Lepidoptera, Papilionidae. The record is from the annotation of a GenBank genome assembly.
AUGUCGUCGGCUGUGGACGAGAUGGCGCGAUAUCCAAGCCGUGGGCAUAAGAACCCAUUAAGUCCCAUACCAUGUGCAUGUGAUCCGACACGCCCGCCGCCGCGCGGGGUCGCCCUUAUCGGUGCAUCGCGCGCACAUUGCGAUCGUGGCAAUGAACUUGCCGCUAAGCACGCGCGCGAUUUCGGCCCCGGCUUUGGCGACGCCGCCUUUGAUGUCGCCGCCUUAAUAAGCGACAAGUUUAUCGAUCGCCCGCAUCGCGAUCUUUACGCGCGCGACGCGUCGGGACGAGCGCUGGCUGCGGCCAGUGCAGAUGAUAUACCGACAGUUCUGGGGGAGAAGGGUCUAGUUGUCUGCGCUAAU